UAUCGUCUCUUUCCGAUCAAAGCAGAAAAAUUAGACAAAAACUUCAUCAUCUCCAUUUCUUACAACCAAAGGAACUAGAAAUCCUCCACCCGGAAUUCUUUCCGUCUCCGAUCAAAAAAUGGCCGGCCGGUUCGGCUUAUCCUCCUCUUCGCCAGCGGUGAUGAUGACCGUCACCAACACCCCCGCCCCAGAUCUCGCUCUAACCAAUCUCGCCUACUGCUCCCCCACCGAUCUCCAGAACUUCGCCAUCCCCGGCACCAAGCUCAAUCUCGCUUCCGUCGGCGACUCCUUCGUCCUCACCGUCUCUGGUCAUCCAAGCAUACAGAGCGGCCACAUUGCGCUGAACGCAAUCCAGCGGCGGCAUGCUAGGGUUUCUAGUGGCGAUUCUAUCUCUGUGAGCAGAUUUGUUCCACCGGAGGAUUUUAAUCUGGCCCUGCUUACGCUGGAUUUGGAGUUUGUGAAGAAAGGCACUAAGAGUGAACAGGUUGAUGCUGUUGCCCUGUCGAAGCAGCUUAAGAAAAGGUUUAUCAACCAGGUCAUGACGGCUGGGCAAAGAGUAUCAUUUGAGUUUCAGGGGAUCAACUACAUUUUUACUGUCAAUCAAGCUGCAGUAGAGGGACAAGAAAAGUCUAAUAAUGGUAUUGAAAGAGGGAUGAUUGUGAAUGAUACAUAUUUCAUCUUUGAAACAUCAAAUGCAAGUGGAAUAAAGAUUGUAAAUCAGCGUGAAGCUGCAAGUAGCAACAUUUUCAGGCACAAGGAGUUUAAUCUUCAAACGCUUGGAAUUGGUGGCUUAGGUGCUGAGUUUGCAGAUAUAUUUCGAAGAGCUUUUGCAUCCCGUGUAUUCCCUCCUCAUGUGACAAAUAAAUUAGGGAUUAAGCAUGUAAAGGGUAUGCUGUUAUAUGGGCCACCUGGUACUGGAAAAACUCUCAUGGCUCGUCAAAUUGGAAAGAUGUUGAAUGGGAAAGAACCAAAGAUUGUUAAUGGCCCUGAAGUUUUGAGCAAGUUCGUUGGUGAAACUGAGAAGAAUGUUAGGGAUCUAUUUGCUGAUGCUGAGAAUGAUCAAAGGGCUCGCGGAGAUCAGAGUGACUUGCAUGUGAUAAUCUUUGAUGAAAUUGAUGCUAUUUGUAAGUCAAGAGGAUCAACUCGAGAUGGUACUGGGGUUCAUGACAGUAUUGUGAACCAGUUACUCACGAAGAUUGAUGGUGUGGAGUCUCUUAAUAAUGUUUUGCUUAUUGGGAUGACAAACAGAAAGGAUUUGCUUGAUGAAGCUCUUUUGAGGCCAGGACGUCUGGAAGUUCAAAUUGAGAUAAGCCUUCCUGAUGAAAAUGGUCGUCUACAGAUUCUUCAAAUUCAUACAAACAAGAUGAAGGAGAGCUCUUUUCUUGCUCCAGAUGUGAACCUUCAAGAGCUUGCGGCUCGCACGAAAAACUACAGUGGUGCAGAACUUGAAGGUGUUGUUAAAAGUGCAGUGUCAUUUGCUCUGAAUAGACAACUAAGUUUGGAUGAUCUUACCAAGCCAGUGGAUGAAGAGAGCAUUAAGGUUACUAUGGACGAUUUUCUACAUGCACUCCAAGAAAUUGUACCUGCAUUUGGAGCCUCCACUGAUGACCUUCAAAGAUGCAGACUUAAUGGAAUGGUGGAUUGUGGUGAUCGUCAUAAGCACAUAUAUCAAAGAGCUAUAUUAUUAGUGGAGCAAGUCAAAUUGAGCAAAGGAAGCCCACUUGUUACAUGCCUUUUGGAAGGCCCUAGUGGCAGUGGUAAAUCUGCACUAGCAGCUACCGUUGGCAUUGACAGUGAUUUUCCUUAUGUCAAGAUUGUAAGCUCCCACAUUAUUUGUUUCACUUUACAUAUUUAUAUGUUUUUCAAGAAUUUCCAGUCUUUUAAUAAUCUAUAUUCUUUUUNCGACUACACCAACCUGAGUGGUGUGAUCAAAAUGCCACAAUCGCAGAACCGGAACACAAGCAACGUGCCGGUGUAUUGA
Malus domestica (apple) is the source of this 1981-nucleotide messenger RNA. The record is from RefSeq and is a predicted model, not a curated record. Lineage: Eukaryota; Viridiplantae; Streptophyta; Magnoliopsida; Rosales; Rosaceae.